Brassica rapa (field mustard) is the source of this 2274-nucleotide messenger RNA. Its product is annotated as cytosolic sulfotransferase 1. The record is from RefSeq and is a predicted model, not a curated record. Gene Ontology annotation, molecular function: sulfotransferase activity. NCBI's taxonomy places the organism in Eukaryota, Viridiplantae, Streptophyta, Magnoliopsida, Brassicales, Brassicaceae.
CAUAAAACUAACAGCUGCAUCUUCCCACCAAGGAUAUAGACAGCACAUGAGAGUAAUGUGAUAGUAGAUACAUGAGCAACUGAUUUUCUCUUGUCACACAUUCUCGAGCAGAAUGUCCUCCAAAGGACCAAAGUCUAUAGUAGUUUAUGAGGAUCUUAUUAACCACGGACCACCACAAUACGUAUCGUCUUAAAUGCAGAAAUUGAAAGUCUUCAAUGCUAAUUAAAGCCAAGAACCGGCGAAGAAUCCUAGAACUUUCUUGCUGGUAGGAGGAAAAAUGUAUUGAAAGUGGUUACAAUCCUAUAACUGAACAGUAUCCCCACUCAACUUGACUCUAUGGACCUAGCUAAAGAGUGUAUUAUGCCCAUAAAGGUUUGCCAUCCACCCACCACGGUCCUCUCCUCGUGGGUGCCGUGCUUUUAAUUAGCUAAUUAAAACGUCUUUAUUAUAAAAUCAGAUUUUUGUAACGCAAAACUCACAAAAGAAAAAAAAAAUAAUGAAUGAGAAGGAGGAGCUCCCCGAGAACAUGAGAGAAGACAACUUAAAUGAAGAAACCAAGAGUUUAAUCUCUUCACUUCCUUCUCACAAAGAUUUUCUAGGGAAGCAGCUAUACAACUACCAAGGAUGUUGGUACUACCCCAACACUCUCCAAGGAGUUUUAAAUUUCCAGAAAGGUUUCAAGCCUCAAGAAACCGAUAUAAUCCUCGCUUCUUUCCCUAAAUCCGGCACCACUUGGCUCAAAGCUCUCACCAUCGCUCUCUUUGAGAGAUUCAACAACACUUCUUCUUCUCUUCAGUUCGAUAAUCCUCAUGGCUUAGUACCCUUCUUGGAGAUGAGUCUUUAUCACAAAACCUCAAUACCUGACCUGACCAAGUUCUCACCAUCAUCUCCGAGGCUGUUCUCGACUCACAUGCCGUUCCACACGCUUCAAGCACCCUUCAAGGACGAGUCUAGUCCUUGCAAGAUCGUGUACGUGUGUAGGAACGUGAAGGACGUGUUGGUAUCUCAAUGGUACUUCAGGUGCGCUUAUCUUGAAAAAGAGGUAGAAGACAAAAGCACUCUCGAGUCUUCGUUUGAGUCAUUAUGCAGUGGAAUUGGCUAUUUUGGACCCUUUUGGGAGAAUGUAUUAAGCUACUGGAGAGGUAGCUUGGAAGAUCCUGAACAUGUUCUCUUCAUGAGGUACGAGGAAAUGAAGUCAGACCCCUCUGCUCAGGUUAAGAGACUUGCUGAGUUUUUGGGUUGUCCAUUCACUGAGGAAGAGCACGGGUGUGUGGACAAGAUCUUGGAACUUUGUUCUCUACGUAGUUUGAGCAGUAUGGAGAUCAAUAAGACUGGAAAAACUUCGAACAAUCUGCAUCACUCUAGUUUUUUUCGCAAAGGAGAAGUCGGUGACUCCAAGAAUCAUCUCACUCCUGAGAUGGAAACCAAAAUCGACAUGAUCAUCGAGGAAAAAUACAAAGGCUCCGGUUUUAAAUACUGAGUGAAUGUAUGAUUUGUGCUUUCCUUUAAUGGAACGGUACUAAUAAUAGUAAUAAAAGGAAUAAUACAUUACUGAUGUGUGAUUUGUACUAAUAUAAAUUAUAAUCGAAUAAUUCAAGUCAUUCUCUGGAAAAGGUUAUAUGACCGUUUACGUACUUUGCCUUAAAUACUUUUAUUAGAGAUAUGUGGGCCGUAAGAUGUAUAUCUUACGGACCAAGAUUGCGAAGCCCAUGAAACCCAUGAAGACCAUCAAGACUAAAAGGAAAGACUUGAAGAACAAGUUACUCUCAAGAGAUUCUAGCAUAUUUACAUUAAGUGUUUAGGAAAGUUAGCAUUAUCUAGUGUUAACAUUAUGUCAAUGUUACCACUAUAUAUAUGCAUAUUGUAUUCUCUUAUUAAACACAACACAAUAAUAUACUUAUUUUAUUAUACUUUACAUGGUAUCAGAGCAGACGAUUCUUUGGGAUCGAAAUUAAAACUUCCGCAUUAUAAGUUUAGAGCUUUGAUGGCGUUCAUCGUUGGUGUUGGCGAUGUUGAAGAAGAUGGUGACGGUAAUGACGAUGAAGACGUGGUAAUAUGAGUCGCUGGGGUUUUGUGUUAUUAGGGUUUUGUUUUCUUUUUAUAUUUAGUUAAGUGCAAUAGGUUUUGUUCUACCUGCUUUGUUUUUGUUUAGAUUUUUUUUUCUUAUGGUUUGGUCUAGGGGUUAUUGAGAGAUGUUUGAAAAGGUCCUUAGGUUAAAAGAUCGGGUUUUCACGGUUGUUUAUUUUUUUGAGAUCUAUUCUAUAGUUUAGAAUU